GAUUGGGACAAGAAGUUAAAAUACCUUGUUAAUGAGCCCAAUUAAGGAUUACUAAAUUAAAUGUUAGGCGAGGACAAGCGCGGCCAUCAUGUGAUGACAUGCCAGAGUAAAGUCAAAUCCAAUAACACCGAUUAACAUAAUAUAGCAAUGACCUCAUUGCAUGAUCAGUCCAUAGAUACAGCUUGCAAGCUUAUUUCGUAAUGGGAAGUUCAGCAUAAUUUUCAUUUGCCAGCAAGUUAAGGUGAUUUGACACUGUUUGUCUAUCUUUACUACAUACAAUAUAGCACCAAAAAAAAAAAAGAAAACGUGGAUUAAAAAGCUGGUCAGAAAAUACUCUGGCACAUUAUCAAGAAAGAAGAGAUCAUCAUAUUGGUCAAUUCAAAGCGAGAGGCAAACCGCUGCAUACAGCAAUUAUGAUCUGAAGACGUGGCAUAUAUUGAGAUUUUUCUGUCAGUUGCCAUUAACUGGAGAUCAAAACAUUCCACGGACAUGCCAUGGUACAGGAGUCUGCCUUUAAAUUGCCUAUGUCUGUUGUCUACUUUGGUUGUGGCUCUAGAUGGAAGUAAAGAGUACUGCAUGGACUGGAAACCCCAAUGUCGGGAUUGGAAGUGUAAAUAUGGUUAUACGAAACGUUUUUGUCCAAAAAAGUGUGGAUUGUGUACGCCAAGAACUCCACCUUUAGCUACCCAUUUCUCUUCAACAAUAACAUCACCAACGGCACACGGCUCUACAACGCGUACGGUAACAACACCAUGUACACACUCCUCUACAACGCCGACUACAUCCACAACAACACGUAUCUCUACAAUGAAGUUAAAAACAAAGGAAGAACCCGUUACAACACGCCAUAAUUUCCAAGCAACAGAAAAUACAGUGCCAAAAUCACCUUAUACCGGGCAGCGGCUGACUGAUAAAUCCAUAACCACCCAGAAAUCAGAUGAGUCUCCAAAUGGCUAUGCAAGCUACUCCGAAUCAGGAUUGAAUGUUGCUAUGGUGAUAGGCAUUGCAGUGGGUUGCUUACUUGUCAUAGCUAUGGUCAUUCUUCUGUUCAUAUUCAAACGAAGGAAAAAAAGAAGACGUGCUUCUUUGUUACACGAACCGGAAACCAUCAUCACGAUGCAGCCAUUUAACUACACACAUGAUAAACAACGCGACUCUAGUAAAAACGAUGCGGCGAUAAUCUACAAGGAUUUGCAUGGAGACAAAGGAACUCUCUCAGCGUCUCAAAAACAGUUGAAAGACGAUUCAUUGAAAGACGACGAACCUUUCUAUCACAUACUGGAAGGAAACACGCAAAGCGAGCAUUUGUACGCAUGCGCAUAUUCCAAUACUCAUGAAAACAAAGCUUUUGACUUUUUUGAAUCGACUGUGCGCAGCCAAUCACGUCCUGAGGAGAUACAAUAUGAAAUAGCUUCUACUUCAGUUCAUAAGAACAAAGCAACUCAGGAUAAGAACGAUCGUAAAGAUGACUACGAUAAGCCAUAUUAUCACGUGCUGGAAAAACAGAAUACAAAAUAUCGAGAAGAUCGUGAUGAUGCGCCAUUGCCAGUUUAUCAGCCGCUAAUUGGAGCAAAAAAAGACGUGAUGGAAAAUACCGCAGACCAAUGUAGUUGGUAUCAACCGCUGACUGGUAUAAGGUCCAAGGGCACAAGAAUGUCCUAAACUGAUACUUUUAAACUGAAACGCAAUUCGUUUUAAAAAAAAGGGACAUUCAAUGUCUACGAUUCAAGUAGGAUUGAGCCAACACAGCUGGAUAAAACGAAAUCCGAAAUGCCUAAAUAAGGAGAGCCGUUCUCCUCAUACUGGAAACGUAUAGCUUGUAAACAAGAUAUGAUAAAGAUUGGAUGAGCACGAGGAUAUGAAAAAUAUUGAAUGAAAAUUGAAAAUUAAGAGAUUAUGUAAGAAUGCUAAGAAAGAGUAACUCUAUUAAUGAAUUUGCUUCAUAUCUGAGUCGGCACAAAAUCUGUUAUUCAACUUUUUUCUCAGCAAUUCAUUUAGCGUAACCACAUAUAUAAUAUAAAUACGUUCAUGACCUUUUAAAAAAUCAAUAUUUUAUUUCAUUGAUCAGUUUGUUUAUAUUGUCACUUCGAUCCAUUUUCGAUGGUAUUCCUAGAAAUCCACUCAGUCAUGUUAUCUAACUAUGAUCAGUAAACUUAUCCAUCGAUACUCAAUUAAACAAUUUAUUGUA
This is a messenger RNA of Actinia tenebrosa (Australian red waratah sea anemone), 2188 nucleotides long. RefSeq lists its product as uncharacterized. Lineage: Eukaryota; Metazoa; Cnidaria; Anthozoa; Actiniaria; Actiniidae. The record is from RefSeq and is a predicted model, not a curated record.